AUAUAUAUAUAUUUGGCGUAGGAACCGCUUUAAGCGAUUAUAGCCGAAUCCACCAGAGCGCGCCACUCAUUCCUCCUUUUUGCUUUUUGGCGCCAAUUGGAAACACCAAGUGAAGCCAGGUCACUUUGCACUUGGUCUUUCCACCGGAGUGGAGGUCGUCCUCUUCCGCGGCUUCCUCCAGCGGGUACUGCAUCGAAUACUUUCAGAGCUGGAGUGUUUUCUUCCAUCCGUACAACAUGACCUAGCCAGCGUAGCCGCUGUCUUUUUAUUCGCUGAACUAUUUACUAUUAAAAAUUUUUCGCGCUAUUUACUGUUUAAAAAUAUUCCUGUUCCGAGCUCAAUAUCCUAUGCAGGAAGAACAAAAAGCAGCACUAGCUGAUGUCUGCAUUUUCAUAGUGCGAUUUUAUAUUAAGAUUUGGUUCAAAUGCUCCGACGCUACUGCUGCUCCCGUUGACGAUUUAAAUAUAAUAAAAAGUUUAAAAUAUUAUGAAAGCAUUGAUUUUACAACCAGCGAUGCUGCACUGCGAAAAUUGUCUAACCAUUUAUGGUAUUUGACAGAGGAAGCAGCCGCUUUAGCCUUUUUUGAUGACAGACAAUCAGUAGAGACAAAAGUCAAAAUGGUCAGUGCUCUUAAAAAACCUGGCAGAUGCGAUGGAUGCAAAAAACUUAUUUUAAGUUCACAAGACAUGGGACAAUUGUUAGAAGAGACCAUGUAGCAUUUCAUAUCUUCCAACAGUCUCAAAUUGUUUUCAAGGCUGCAGAUAGAUACCAGCUUCUUGGAUUUCAACCCAGAAACAUGGCAGACGAAGGCUUCAUAUAUGGAUGGCAAAAAAAUAAUAAACUCUCUAAAAGUAGUUAACGACACUGCAGAAAGAGCCGUAAAACUAAUGCAAGAUUACCAUGGAUUGCUAACCAAAAAUGAAAGUGAUUGGGGUUAUAUUUUGCAAUGCAUACAAGAACAUAGGAAAAUGUAUCCGAAUUGUUCAAAACAAACUUUUAAAAGUUGGAAAUAAUUAUAGUUUUGUGUAAUGUAUCAUACAUGAGUGACGUGCAAUUAUCAAUACAAUUUUCUAUCGGCCCUAUAAGGCGUGGUCCGAGAGGCGGGAAAUUUUCGUAGAUUCAUUUUCUUAUCAAGUAGCAACUAUU
Zeugodacus cucurbitae (melon fly) is the source of this 1146-nucleotide messenger RNA. RefSeq lists its product as uncharacterized. The coding region runs from base 348 to 716 and encodes 122 amino acids. The record is from RefSeq and is a predicted model, not a curated record. The transcript has 2 exons. NCBI's taxonomy places the organism in Eukaryota, Metazoa, Arthropoda, Insecta, Diptera, Tephritidae.